Messenger RNA from Bactrocera oleae (olive fruit fly), 1423 nucleotides. RefSeq names its product antitrypsin. The record is from RefSeq and is a predicted model, not a curated record. Gene Ontology annotation, molecular function: serine-type endopeptidase inhibitor activity. NCBI's taxonomy places the organism in Eukaryota, Metazoa, Arthropoda, Insecta, Diptera, Tephritidae.
AACAAAACAUAUGAAACAAGUUCAGAUUUGAAAGCUUUCAACACAAAAAAAAAACACAAAUAGGUCUCAAAAUUUUUGAAUAUGUAAUAUAAAAUUUUUAUAAGCAAUAAAACACAAUCAUACUUCGAUUAAAGAUAAUAUGAGCUUUAGAGCUCACGUCAAACGUAAUUUAUCUUCAUCAACGGCCGCAAGUACACUCUUUCAAUCCGAGUUGAUCUAUCACACGGUCAAGCAUGAGCCAACGAGCAAUUUUGUUAUAUCGCCAGUAGCUAUACGCUCGCUUCUGACAAUAAUCAGCGUCUCCGUCAUACGAGAGCCACAUCGCGAACUACUCGCGGCAAUGGGUUUGAAGAGCUCACAUCAGGGCAUACAAGAAUACAAAGCCUGCCGCAAUGCCAAUAAGGACGAGUUUGUCUUCACGCAGCACAAUGCCAUCUAUUUGGAUAAUCGUUUUGAGAUCGAUAUGUCAUUCCGCGUUACCUGCCUGGAACAAUUUCAAACACGUCCGGAGAAUCUAAACUUCGAGCAGCUGGACGGCAUUACUCAUCACAUUAACACCUGGAUUAAUGAACAGACGGAUGACCAAAUACUUACACGUAUUACAGCUGACACAAUAGAAGUACUCCAACAUAACUUGCUCGUAAAUAUUGGGCGUUUCGAGAGCAGAUGGAAGAAGGCAUUCCCGAAGAAGUUUCUUACUAAAAGCGAUUUCUGGUUAACGCCAACUGAGAAGGUGGAGGUGCCUAUGAUGCACGACUACUGCGACAUACCAUUCGGCGAGUUGGACGAACUGAAGGCCACUGCGCUGGUACUGCCUUACCGUAACAUAAAUGUAAAACUCAUCGUGCUCAUACCCAAGGAGAUCGAUGGUUUGCUCAAAAUGGAAGAGGAUAUGAAGCUGCAACGUGUCGAUAUUACCAUCUUGCCGUCGUUGUUGAAGGUGAAAAACGUUAAAGUGGGUAUGCCACGUGUCAAACUAGAGUCUAAUCUGCUCAUAAAUGAUAUAUUAAAGGAGAUUGGCAUAAAAGCAAUAUUCAACGAUUGUAUUGACUUUACGCGUCUUCUAACGGGGUUCAACAUAACGAAGAUAUCGCAAAUAAGGCAUAUCGCCGCAAUUGAAAUCAACGAUGAUGGCACCAACGCAUCAUCAGCAAAAGUGUCGUUUCUAUUGACCGAAAUGGAAAAGUGUACCGAAAUUGACGUAGAUCGGCCGUUCUUCUACGCUGUUAUGGACAAUGAGCGUAUCUACUUUGGCGGCCAUAUUACGAACACGAGCAAUUUCAUAGGCAUGUGAACUCGAAUUAGUUACAAAAAAUUUAAAUGACAAUUAUAAUUGCUUUACCUAAGCACUUGUUUAGUUUGGGAGCGCUAUUUCCAUUCCAAUUCUAAUGAUAAAUCAUGCUACAGGAAUAUUUAAUUCGAA